Messenger RNA from Pocillopora verrucosa, 2218 nucleotides. NCBI's taxonomy places the organism in Eukaryota, Metazoa, Cnidaria, Anthozoa, Scleractinia, Pocilloporidae. The record is from RefSeq and is a predicted model, not a curated record.
GGUCAACAGUGGGGUUUGGAUUAUUCAAGACCCAAUUUGUUAACAGUAUUUUCCAUGAACGCCUGCUAAUGGCGAAGGGAAGACGUUGUAGAGAAGAUCGUCCGAGCAUGUCUGAAUCUUCGCAAAAUUUUACCUUUGGCGCAGGUACAACAUUUGGGAGUGGCGAGCCUGUCGGAAGUACAACCGGCAUAUUUGGAAGUACAUCUGGUACAAGUCUUUUUGCGCAGAAUCCAACUACUCAGACAUUUGGGAGUGGCGAGCCUGUCGGAAGUACAACCGGCAUAUUUGGAAGUACAUCUGGUACAAGUCUUUUUGCGCAGAAUCCAACUACUCAGACAUAUGGAAGUGGCUUGUCAUUCGGAAGUACAUCCAGCUUGUUUGGAGGGUUUGGAAGUACACCUGCUCCAGGUCCUUUUGGACAAGAAUCAACUACUCAGGCAUUUGGAAGUGGCUUGUCAUUUGGAAGUACAUCCAGCUUGUUUGGAGGGUUUGGGAGUAAACCCACUCCAGGUCCUUUUGGACAAGAAUCAACUACUCAGGGAAAAUCAAGUAACAGUGGGACAGAUGUUAAGUUCGUUGUUGUCAAAGGAACUGACUCUAUGGUUAAGAAUGGCAUAACCACGAACAUCAGUGUCAGACAUCAUUGCAUCACUGUAAUGUCAACUUAUAAUAGGAAGAGCUUAGAGGAGCUCAGAAUAGAAGAUUACUAUAACACAGGGCGCGCAUGUAUACCAGCUGAAGCGGAGGAAAAUUCAAGUGAAGAGCCUUCAGAAUUCGAAAAGGCCUUGGAAAAGCAGAAGAAAUACAUUUGUCCGGAGCAUGAUGAAGUUUUGAAAGUGUACUGUCACACUGAUAACUGUCUUAUUUGCCUAGUCUGUCAGGUGUAUGGCGAACAUACCGAUCAUAAAUGUGAGCUUGUUGCCAACAUGGCCACCGGAGCACGAGAGGAACUUUUCAGCGAAACUAAAAAGUUAGAGGAUCAUUUCGAGUUGAUUAAGAAGUCUAGAAAGAAACUGAAGGAUAAGAAAGACUCCAUUUUGCAAACUCAACUUUACCUGCGAGACAGAGUUGCGAAACACAUGGCUUUGUUAAGAACAUGCUUGGAUAGCGGAGAGAGAGCGCUGAAGAGUGAGAUUGAUGACAAAACUAACGAGAAGAUAGCACCCAUGGACGCUCAGGAUAGAGUCAUGGCAAAUGUUGAAGAGAAGUGUGAUUUGGCUUACUCUUUGAUCGAGAAGUGCAAAAAGAAUGACAGUGCUUUGGUCGAGGAGAAGCCUAACAUUUUUAAACUAAUUGAAGAGGUGUCGUCUUCCAUUCAGAAAUGUGAACUGGAAUCCGCGGAAACAGACAGUCUGACAUGUUACUUCGAGUAUAAACUCUUUGACAUGCUUAAAACACAGAUUGGUGGAGUGAGGGUGUUGAAGCCAGGCAAAAAAGAGGGCUCUAUCUACGGCUUCAACGAGCAUGAGAUGUUGGAGGAAGGAAAAACCAAAGAUGCAGAGGUUCAGACCGACGCCGACGAUCACCAGGAAAGGACAGAUCAUGCGCAUUCUGAAAUUUCCCCGCAAGGACUAGAUCUAGCCGUUGACUUUGGCGCGGUGGGAAGCAAGACUUCAUUGCUUAUGGAUCCUACCCUACCGAUAUCAACAGAUUCCCAAAGCUCUAAUGACGUUAUAACCGGAUUACUGGAUGAGAUAUUUGAAAAAGUUGACAGGCUUGCAGUUGCGAAUGGUGAUGAUGACAGUGCUGGUGAUAAACAAGAGAUCGAGACUGACGAUUAAAAAUUUAGCUUCGCCUACGGUGGACCCCAUACGUUCUUGAACGAGAUGAAUGUUUACUGCCUCCGACAUAGUAUCGCUGUUUUUCUCUGAGACGUAUUACGUGAAGGGAGCGUAGGACAAUUAGAUUACUUGUAUUCUACCUUCUCCUUGUACAGUUCCUUUAGCUUAUUGGCAUAGGAAACACAAAAUUAAUUUUAUGACGGGAAGAGACUGGGAACAACAUCUUGUAUUGUCGUAAAGCUCUUCCCUCGCGUACUAAUCAAACGUCAGACACGCGCAAGCGGAUGAAUUUUGCCAGCCGUGCGCCAAAAUCCAAGCAAAAUUUUCAAAUGUAGGAAACAGCCUCUGUCAUGCAAAAAAAGGCAAGAAAAUUUUAAUGUUCAUAGAACUGUAGAAGAGAAAUAAGGUAAAGAAAAGAGAAAAUUUGCGAUUUUUCG